CUGAAUAAUAGGUUUCUGAUGUGCUUGUUAUGCGUGACGGAUCGGCCUCAAGUGUCACGCAAUAAUUGUAACAGGAACAAAUAGAAAACUCUCUAAAAAACACGCUUCUUUCGCUAUGUCAUGGACGGCGACGAGAGCAAGAAUGAAGAACCUAUCGUCUCUGAUCUUACAGAGAAACAGAAGAGAGCUGUGGAGAAAAUACACCGGCAUUUGUCGAGAGAUUCGGUGCUGAGUGUUCGCACAGACGACGGCCAUCUUGAUCCUGGAGGCGAAAGCAUAAGCCCAGAAGACGCGGACGUUCUUAGACAGGUUGUACAGACCUUCCGUCACUUUCAGCAACGACGGAGUAUAGGGGAGAAUGCUGGGGAUGUGGUAGACGCCUGGAAGCAUUAUGACAGGCUCACAUCUAGUGAAAGUAUUGAAUACGAAUUCACUCAACAAAGUCGGUCAUCGCAGUCACGGUACGUUAGUCCGGGUAGAUUUUACGUCAAGCUAACGGAGGAGACAAAAAAAAUCGUUAAUGAAGUCCAUGAGAAAAUACAACGCCAGAGAACGUCUGUAGUUGAGCCACCAAUACAUUUGCGGCAUGUUGAUUUUGUAGAGAGCGAGCGACGAAGUUUCAAAGCGGAGAAAAAUUUCUUUGGACCAACACGUUACGAAUUUGUGCGCAACUUGAAACCUCGCACGCAUCUUAGCCCUACAGACAUCUGCAUCAAUUUUACCGAGGACCGAGGGAGGAAAACAGGGAGGCGUUACUCAUGGGAUGGUAACGCAAUCUAUGAUCAAAUAGCCGAGCGCAUUGUACAGGACUGGGAAUUACAAUAUAUUCCUUUACGGCACCUCCCCCCACUGGAGAAAUUUCGACAAGCGGCCAAGAAAAUUAUCAGAGAAAAUAGACACCUUCCCAAGAAACCAGAGCGGGACUAUAGCAAGCUAUGGGAAAAACGAGGCAAAGCAGGAUGGCUGGAUCUUCUUUUUACAAUUAUGGGAAUCGGUGCUUUUUUUGCUGACAGUGGCACCGACCUUAAGGUGGCAGCCGACCAUUUUUCCGCAGGGGAUUAUUGGUGGGGGGGUUUUACGGUGUUGCUCGUAGUAUCACCUGCUGUUAUUGUGAACCUUGUGUCGUUUUUCUGGUACAAGGAGGACGAGGGGACUGUUGAUAGAAAGCCUAUGCAUGGUUGGACAGUGGUGACGAUCACACAUCUCCUUCAGUUUGGGCUCCUAGAGCGGUACUUGUGCAUGUUGGUCCACACUUGGUGCAUUGUUCGCAAGAGAUUUACAAGUGUCCAUCACUACAAGCUCUACAUCGCCAUGAAUCUGGAUACAGCUAUGCUACAGAUGAUUCUUGCGUUCACAGAAGACGCCCCUCAGCUUGUUCUGCAGCUGUACGUGCUGAUCCGCCGUCGCCUUGUAGAGAAGCUGGUCGCGUCGAGCCUUCGCGAUCUUUGGACUAUAGCAUCCAUUAUCUUCUCUUUCUUAUCCUACUCUCGCGCGGUCGUUAACUACAUCAAAUGCCUACGAGACUCCAAGAAGAACAAGGGAAGACUUAAAUGGUAUGGUUACAUCGCCAUGUGGUUCUGGCGUGCAUUCAUGAUCAUCUCGCGCAUACUAACCCUCGUCUUUUUCGCCACUGAGUUCAAGUUGUAUUUCUUUCUUGUGAUGACUCUGCACGCGCUAUUUGUGUUUGCUUGUAUUUCCCAACAGAAGGUUGGGUUCUUUCCUGGUGAGCGCUGGAAGCAGCAUAUGAUUCGAAUUGUCAUAGCUUACAUUCAGAUCUUCUGCUUUUUCGUGCUGGAAGCUGGUAUAACGAUCCGUUGGGCAAUUCUCUACUAUGUCCUUGUCCUUAUAGAGGCACUCGUUUUCUCAAUAUUGUGGUACACAAACUUUGAGCACCAUUUACCAUUGGACGUGGAAAUUGCUGGUUUGGCCGUUAUUUUUGUUUUCUUUUUCGCGGGCGUUGCCAUGAUGGUGGUGUAUUAUAAAUUUCUUCACCCGAGAUUCAAGAGACCGCAAAAGCAUUGGUAUACCGAGCACAAGUCACCACCAAAAGAGGAACUCGAGAUAUGCGAGGAAGAAGAGGAAAGGAGGGAAGAAGAGGAAAGGAGGGAAGAAGAGGGGGAACAACACAUUGUUAACAACAAUUUAAACGAGCAACAGAAAAGUGAGGGGAGAGAACAAAAGCGAAGUAAAGAUCAUGGUGGUCAUGUCUAUAAACAAAUUGAAGUCUGGGUAUGAUUCAGAGGAAGUACAGGUGGCCUGGCGCGUCAGCCUCUCACCGCUGUGGCCCAGGUUCGAAUCCUGGCUCAAACUGGGGAUUUUUCCGGGUUCCUGCCUUGAUUCGAAUUUGUGUCACAAGUGAGUUGAAGUUAUUCUCCCGUGUUUCCAGUCUUCU
This is a messenger RNA of Nematostella vectensis (starlet sea anemone), 2392 nucleotides long. Its product is annotated as cell death abnormality protein 8. The record is from RefSeq and is a predicted model, not a curated record. Gene Ontology annotation, cellular component: membrane. The transcript has 3 exons. Bases 121 to 2235 code for a protein of 704 amino acids. NCBI's taxonomy places the organism in Eukaryota, Metazoa, Cnidaria, Anthozoa, Actiniaria, Edwardsiidae.